AUGUCUAUUCAACUUAUUAGAAAAGCAGUUCCUGAAGCGGACGAAGCUAUCAUUGAAUAUAUUGACGGAUACCUUCGAGAGAAUGACUUUGAAGACGAUGAAGAUGCCAUUGCUGAUUUUGUCAAGCCAAUUCUGAUUGAUGCAGGAGGAGAAGAAGACAAAAUCGACGAGCUUUGUGAGCACCUGUCCUCUUUAUUGCAAGCAAACAAAAAUUCAGGAGCAAAGAAAGGUUUAUCCAAGCUCGAACGCUCUGUCAACAUGAGUCAGCAAAAUAGUUUAUCGGCCACAGUCAAUCUGACAAGAGGUUCUGCAGAUCUGGAACAUGUCUCUGGUCGUCGUGUUCAAUCGCAAGUCAAUCAGGAAAAACUUCGUAAAGCAGAAGCCAAGAUCGCUGCCAAGAUGGCCAAACGUCAAGAAAAGAGCAACUUGAAAAUCGAAUACGAGGCUUCUCGUCUGCUGGACGAACAAAAAGCCCUGCAGGAACAAUACAAGUUAUAUAACCCCAUUCUGGAUUACACAACAACGAAAGGAAAGAAUAAGGAUAUUAAGAUUGAAAACUUUGAUAUUUCUUUUGCUGGUCGUCGUAUCUUGACAGAUGCCAACUUGACACUUGCUUUCGGUAGACGUUAUGGUGUCGUCGGUAAGAACGGUAUUGGUAAAUCAACGUUGUUGAGAGCUAUGGCUCGACGUGAAAUUGCCGUUCCUCAACAUAUCUCCAUUCUUUAUGUUGAACAAGAAGUCGUAGGUGAUGAUACACCAGCCAUUGAAAUGGUACUCCGUGCUGAUGUCUGGCGUGAACAUUUGCUUGAAAAGGAACGCGAUAUCUCAGGCAGAAUCAAUGCCAUAGAAGCACAACAAAAGGAUGAUGAUAUGAGUGAAAGUGAUAGAGAAGCAUUGGAAAACGAGAAAAACCAAUUGAACACGGAGCUACAAGAAGUCUUUUCAAAAUUGUCUGAUAUUGAAAGUGAUAAAGCAGAGAGCAAAGCAUCUGCUAUCUUGGCGGGUCUUGGUUUUGAUACCAGUCAACAAAAGAGGCCUACUCGUGAAUUCUCUGGUGGCUGGAGAAUGAGAAUUUCCUUAGCUCGCGCUUUGUUCUGUAAACCAGAUGUUUUAAUGCUUGAUGAACCUGAUAACAUGUUGGAUAUUCCCGCGAUUAUUUGGUUAGAAAGCUAUUUGAAGACGUGGCCAAACACAUUACUUGUUGUUUCACACGACAGAGAAUUCUUGGAUGAAGUGGCUACUGAUAUCUUGUACAUGCACUCUGAAAAGCUAGAUUACUAUAAAGGAAACUUUACCAAUUUUCAUGCAACAAAGGAGGAACGUCGUAAGGCGCAGCUCAGAGAAUAUGAGUCGCAGCAAGAGUACCGUAAGCACCUUCAAGAUUUCAUCGAUCGUUGGAGAUACAAUGCAAAGAGAGCGCCUCAGGCACAAUCCAAGAUCAAGAUUCUGGAAAAAUUGCCUGUGCUGGAACCACCUGAGGAUGAGAAGAUUGUGACAUUCCAGUUCCCUAACCCCGAUAACUUAUCACCACCUAUUCUUCAGAUGUCUGAUGUUACUUUUGGAUAUACACCCGAAAAGACCAUCAUUCGUGAUGUAAACAUUGAUUUACGUAUGGAUUCUCGUAUUGCAGUCGUAGGUCCCAACGGAGCUGGUAAAUCUACCAUGCUGAAGUUGUUGACAGAAGAAAACAAGCCAACGCAGGGCUUGGUACAUCGCAAUGGUCGUUUACGUAUUGCUUAUUUCACUCAGCACCAUAUCGAUCAAUUGGACUUGACAAAGAACGCAGUCGCUUUUAUGGCAGAUCGUUUCCCUGGUAAGACAGAAGAAGAGUAUCGUCGCCACUUGGGUUCAUUUGGUAUUACUGGUAUGGUCAGUCUUCAGGUCAUGAAAACCUUGUCUGGUGGUCAGAAAUCUCGUGUUGCAUUUGCUUGCCUAAGUUUGCAAAAUCCACAUAUUUUGGUUCUUGAUGAACCUACUAAUCACUUGGAUAUGGAAUCCAUUGAUGCAUUACAAACUGCCCUCGCACAAUUCAAGGGUGGUGUCAUCAUUGUCUCCCACGACGAAAGAUUUAUAAACACUGUAUGUAACGAAAUUUGGAUCUGUGAAGGUGGUGUCCUCAAGAAGUUCUCUGGAACAAUUAAGGAUUAUAAGGAAAUGAUUUGCCCAAAAGAUACUCCUUAG
Rhizopus microsporus ATCC 52813 is the source of this 2181-nucleotide messenger RNA. RefSeq names its product translation initiation regulator. Lineage: Eukaryota; Fungi; Mucoromycota; Mucoromycetes; Mucorales; Rhizopodaceae. The coding region runs from base 1 to 2181 and encodes 726 amino acids. The transcript is spliced from 4 exons. The record is from RefSeq and is a predicted model, not a curated record. Gene Ontology annotation, molecular function: ATP binding; ATP hydrolysis activity.